CAGCUUGGGAGCCUAGGAGUUCUGGGGGGAGGGAAGUUGUCAAACGGAGGCCGAGGGAACUGAGGCGGAGGCCGCCGAGAAGCGAGGAGCCCCGCCCCUCCGCCAUAGCGGCCUCCCAGGGCCGCCUCUUCCGUUACAGCCUCCCGCCCUCCCCUGCCUUCCGGGCCUAGGCCGGGCCGGGCCUCGCCGGCCCCCUCGGGAGUAACCUCUGAGCCGUGGCCCCUUUGGGGAGAGGAGAUGCCCAAUCCCCUCUUGGGACUGUGUCCGAAAGGAAAGGGCUAGAACGGGCUUCGGACCCGCCUAGGCAGGCAGAAGGCGGCCCCUGCGUCGCGGCGGCCAUCAAGACCUCUGGUCCUAAGGACCCUGGGUCCGAACACACCACCACCACCCACCCCGCGCCCGCCCCCGAGGAUGUUAGUCUUACAGCCCAGGAUGUGAGCUACAAGUCGUCUGUGAUCGCUGGGUCUAGAGCUUGACUCUGGAGAAAGGAAAGGAAGAAUGGAAGCCUGGUGAAGAGGCAGAGAAGCCUGAGGGAGUUCAGCCCUGGCAGCAGCCCCCCUGAAUUCCUGGUGGUGAGAGGAUGUGGCCCCUGGACACAUCCCGGAAAGAGGUCCUGGGGUUUGCAGUCAGCUGCCGUGUCCUGACUCUGGUGCUGCAGGCUCUCUUCAAUGCCAUCAUCCCAGACCAUCAUGCGGAAGCCUUCUCACCUCCUCGCCUCGCCCCCUCCGGCUCUGUGGACCAACUUGUGGAAAGUCUCCUGGGUGGCCUGUCUCACUGGGAUGCUGAACACUUCCUGUUCAUUGCUGAGCAUGGCUACCUGUAUGAGCACAACUUUGCCUUCUUCCCCGGUUUCCCCCUGGUCCUGUUGGUGGGGACUGAAUUGCUGAGACCCCUGUGGGGGUUACUGAGCCUACGGAGUUGCCUGCUAAUCUCAGUAGCAUCGCUCAAUUCCUUGUUCUCCGUGCUGGCCGCACUUGCGCUUCAUGACCUGGGCUGUCUGGUUUUGCGCUGUCCCCGCCAGGCUUUUUAUGGAGCGCUGCUCUUCUGCCUCAGCCCCGCCAAUGUCUUCCUGGCGGCUGGCUACUCAGAAGCUUUGUUUGCCCUCCUGACAUUCAGCGCCCUGGGGCAGCUGGAAAGGGGCCGAAGCUGGACUAGUGGAAUCCUCUUUGCCCUUGCCACUGGUGUGCGCUCCAACGGGCUGGUCAACGUUGGCUUCCUCGUGCAUUCUCAGUGCCGAGGCUUUUUCUCUUCUCUCAUGGUGCGGAAUCCUCUGAGACGGCUCUUGAAGCUGAUGGGCUCUGUGUUCCUGUCAGUGCUCACACUUAGCCUUCCCUUUGCCCUCUUUCAAUAUUACGCCUAUACCCAGUUCUGUCUGCCAGGCCCAGCCUACCCCAUUCCUAAGCCCUUGCUGCAGUUAGCUGUGGACAAGGGCUACCGAAUCGUAGAGGGAAAUGAGCCGCCUUGGUGCUCCUGGGAUCUUCCCCUAAUAUACAGCUACAUCCAGGAUAUCUAUUGGAAUGUUGGCUUUUUGAGAUACUAUGAACUCAAGCAGGUGCCCAAUUUUCUACUGGCUGCGCCAGUGGCUAUACUGGUUGCCUGGGCAACUUGGACAUAUGUGACCGCCCAUCCUUGGCUCUGCCUUACACUUGGGAUGCAAAGGAGCAAGAACAGAGAGACCGCAGAGAAGCCUGAGCCUGGAUUCCUCAGUCCUCGGGUGUUCGUGUACCUGGUCCACGCUGCAGCGCUGCUGCUGUUUGGUGGUCUGUGCCUGCAUGUUCAGGUUCUCACCAGGUUUUUAUGCUCCUCCACUCCUAUUGUGUACUGGUUUUCAGCUCACUUGCUUCAAGAUCAAGAACCACUGCUGAGAUCCCUAGAGACUGUGCCUUGGAAGCCUCUUUCAGGGGACUCCCCACCAGGACAAAAGGUCCCCAGAAACUCUAUCAUGGGACUCUUGUACAACUGGAAAACUUGUUCUCUGGUCACACGGUGCAUUCUAGGCUACUUCCUGACUUACUGGCUCCUGGGACUACUCCUGCAUUGCAACUUCCUACCUUGGACAUGACCUGGAGACUUGGGGACAGGCUUGAAGCAGACUUAACCAGGGUCUGAAAGUACAAAUACAUGCUGGGGCUGCCUGUGCUGCCCUGGAACCCUUACUCUGCCCGUUAGAAUCUCUCUCUCCUUGAAGGUUGGUUAGGAGUGGGAGAAGUGUGAGCCUCUAGAGAGCACCUUCUGGUCCUGGCCAUGGCAGACUUUAGGGUAGUAACUGUUUUCUCUGUAAAUGAAGAAAUCUUAUUCCAGGUCUAAAGCGUACCUGGAUCUGUCUUGUCAAUCAACCAUAGCAGAGAUAGUCUUAAACUUACCACCUACCCACACGUAAAUUUAAAUGUAAAUUAUUUAAAUGUGAAUUUCAUCAAAGGCUCUAGCUGACAAGCUGGUCAUAGUCCACACAGUGAUGGCGGAGGCCUGGACAGUGUAGCCUAAGUACAAUGGGACCAUCUUUUCUAAAUGGGACAUUGUUUCUGAUUAUUUUUUUCAUGAUUUGUUCACUUAUUUAUAUGAAAAACCUUACAAAGAUACGCAAAUUAAACAACUUUUGAUUAUAUCUGCAAUUAAUUACCUUUUUAUUUUUUAAAUUAUUUUAUUUUAUUUUAUUGGCUGCACAGCUUGCGGGAGCUUUGUUCACUGACCAGGGAUUAAACCCGGUCCACAGCAGUGAAAGCACCGAGCUGGACCACCAGUGAAUUCCCAUAAAUUACCUUUUUAAAAAUAUAAUACAAAUUAAGGGCUGAGACCCUGCCACAUACUCUGCAUCCACACUUCAUUUGGAUAUUAAAGGUCAAUUGAGGCAAAAAAAAUUAAUACAAGUUACUUGGGGGAAAAAAGUCAUGGUAAGAAGAACAUUGCAUGAGGAGGCAGGAGGCCUGGAUUCUGGUCCUCUCAGUAAAGCCCCACUUAACAGCUGUGUGACCUUGGGAGAGUUUUCAGAGCCUUAGUUACCUCUUCUGAAACUAGGGGAAAAUUACAUUCUCCCACUGGAAAAAAUAUCCAGUUCUCCUCUUUUCAGCACUCUGAGGAGUAAUUUCAGUGACGUUUCCUCUGAAGGAGGAAGAGCAGUGACACUUGGCAAAUAAGGCUCCCCUGUCCUGUGUAAGUAAGCCUGCCCAGGGGCAACUAAAUGUUCAAUGUGUGAGCAGUGACUGGUUUUCCGGCCCUGCCCGAGUGCCUGUGCUUUCUUGAUUGGUAGGUAAGGGUCAGAUGAGCCAACACAGCAGCAGGAAUUGAUAAAUUGUAGGUAAGUCCAGGGUUGAAUGAAAUGGUAUCUUCCUGGCCCCCAUUUGGUAAUGGGCUUGACUCUAUAAUUGUAGUAAAAUCUUGACCCCUGCUGAGCUAUUUUUUCUCAUUCUUUGAGCCAGGUAAGAGGCUCUGCAUCAUCACCACUCUUUCCCCAUUUGAGCCAAAAAUUCCAACAAGCAGAAACUUCGAAAUAGAUGGAUUGACACGCUCCCUCUGACCAUGACUGCAAGUUAAACUUGCCAGCUGAAGGGAAGCUCCUGGCUGAGCCCCAGCACCCUCUAUUGGAGCUCCUAGUCAGCCUGGCCAAUAAGCAUUUCCCAUCCAUCGCCCCAGCUUUAGCACAGCUGAGAGAAUUUGGUCCAGAGUCAAAUGCUUCUGAAAAUGUACACACAGAUCGGGACAGCCCUCUGCCUUCUGCCAAGACACCCGAGUGCCCUUCUUGGCAAAAGAUGAUCACCCCUGCCCUAGUGUCCCUUCAGUUGGCAGAAACUGUUCCCUCCCUCCUCACCCACAGCUGCAAAUCUGGGGACUUCCACCCUGUGUGCAGGGAGCGUUGAGGGCCUGAUUCAGCUCUUUAUUGCAGAGGUAGGAGUACUAGAUUGUUUGCUCUCAUGGAUUGACCUCUUUGCCUCUUUUGGGGGGGAUAAUCAGAACUGAUUGUUUCCCUACUGGAAGAGGUGACUCAAACUCCGCAGGGUAGGGGAUGAUUUCACUGCUUUGGCAGUCUCAGCUUAACGUUCACACUAGACCUCGUCACCCCCAGAAACAAGUGAUUUCAAGGACCGGAAACCCUAUAAAUGCGAACCUCUCAUUUCUCAACUAAUACCAAGGAACUAAAUCACUCUGGUAUUUUGCAAAGACCAUUCUGGUUACAGCCGAUCAUAGAGGAGUUAAGUGAGGACCCCAGCUAGGUGGACGUACCUGGUGUGACCUGGAGAUGGACACAGUUUUCUCUCUGACCUUGGAGGGAUCUAGUUCUCUAAGGAGCUAAGGAAUGGGCUGAUUUUAUGGCCAGCAGCUGUCCUUUUACUAUCCUAUUAACAGUCUUUAAUAGCCUUCAAGAGGGAUAUGAAGGGCCCAAGGCAGGAAGCUUCCUGUUUACCCUGAGGUCUAACAAUGCUGCAGCUGGGUUGGGCGUCUACAAUUUCAGAGAAAAGUCAUUUCCUUCUGAGACCCAGCUAAAACAGAAACCAGACGCUUUAUGUACCUAGAAGUAGAUGCUUUUUUGUUCUUUAAUGAAGGUGGGAGGAGAGGGAACGUUUGACAUGGCUUUACCAGUCCCCCUGAAAAAAAAAAAUCACUUUUCUUGAACAGACCCUCUCACCCUCCUCCAAAAAAUGUAGUGUGUGCAGGCUCAUGGGAUUUGCAACUGAUUGAUUCUUUCAGCAAUUGUUUGGUAUUGCCUGUUUUAGGGGACUAAAGAAGACUCGCCCUGCUUCCUGUCCUCAAAUAGCUGCCUGAUAGAGUUUCUAGCAGAAACACAGGAACGUUAAUCAAGGAAAAAACUAAUAAAUUCUGGGGAAUGAAGAGAUACUUAAACUUCUUGCUCAGUAUUCUCUACUUGAACUUUUUAUGCUGAGGAUGAAUUAAAAUUUUACUUGUAUGCUUGGGAAAAGGUAAGUGUGGUACAGAGUAAGUUCUCUGUAAAUUCACACAAGAUGGAGAUCCCUCCCAGCUUGGAAUACUUGAAAAGACUUUGUAGGGAAUGGCCUUUGAGUUGGACUUUGAAGGACAGUAGGAUUUGAAGUUAAGGGCAGAGAAUGAGUAUAGGAAGCAGGAAACAGAACAGGACAGGGAGAGCUCAGUUUGAGUGGAACUGAGGUAUUGUCAUUGUUGUCUAAGCAUUGAAAUCAGCCCCAAGCCCAGCUCCACUGUGUACUAGCUGUGUAAAGGUGAGCCAGAUACUGAAUCUCUAGGCCUCUGUUCACUCAUCUGUAAAACAUGGAUAACACUAUCUACCUCAUAGAUAUGAAUAAUAAUAUUAUCUAUCUCAGAGUUAUGUGAGUUAAAUGAAAAAUGUUUAGAAUAGUACUAACAAAAGAAUAGCUGCAUUUUGGACGUGUUGAGUUUACAAUGCCAUCAGCACAUUCAUAUGCCAGGAAAUGUGGACCAGGAGACAAGGAGAGGGGUCAGGGAGCAAUCCACACAGACAUGAUAAUUAUAGCAGCCAUGAUAUUGGAUGAGAUUGUCAAAAAGAAAAAAUGUAGAGAGAGAAGGAGGGCCUGUAAAACCUUGGGCAAGUGACUCAACUUCUCUAAACCUGUUUUCUCAUCUCUAAAAUGGGGGUGACAUCACUUACCACACAGAGUAGUUAUGAAGAUUAAAUGAGAUAAAGCACUAGAUAAAGCACUAGCAUAGCACGUAGCACAUAGUAAGAACUUAAUGAAUGGUAGCUAUUUUUUAUCAUCAUCAUCGUCAUCAUUGUUAUCGUCGUCAUUAAAAAACCAGGAACAAAUAUUAUCUGCUGUACACAACAUUGUAAA
This is a messenger RNA of Lagenorhynchus albirostris (white-beaked dolphin), 5780 nucleotides long. RefSeq names its product phosphatidylinositol glycan anchor biosynthesis class V (gene PIGV). The record is from RefSeq and is a predicted model, not a curated record. The coding region runs from base 581 to 2062 and encodes 493 amino acids. Gene Ontology annotation, molecular function: GPI mannosyltransferase activity; alpha-1,6-mannosyltransferase activity. NCBI's taxonomy places the organism in Eukaryota, Metazoa, Chordata, Mammalia, Artiodactyla, Delphinidae. Gene Ontology annotation, cellular component: endoplasmic reticulum membrane; mannosyltransferase complex. The transcript has 5 exons. Gene Ontology annotation, biological process: GPI anchor biosynthetic process.